Molecule: messenger RNA, 4819 nt
Organism: Macaca mulatta (Rhesus monkey)
Lineage: Eukaryota; Metazoa; Chordata; Mammalia; Primates; Cercopithecidae
Gene: FAM124A
Product: family with sequence similarity 124 member A
Source: RefSeq, a predicted model, not a curated record
GGGAGAGGGCGCGGCGCGGGGUUCGCGGCUGGCGCUCGAGUUGUUUGCCGGCUCCAGGGCGGCCAGACGCUCGCGGGGAGCCCGGCCGGCUCGGACUGGAGGGAGCGGCCGGGAAGGAGCGCGUCCCGGGUCACGACGGCGCCCGCGAGCCGAGCGCGGCCGGGACGCGCAUCAUGGACCCGAAGGCGAGCGGCGGCGGCGAGGAGGACGACUGCGUGGACUCGGGCGCCGAGACCGGAGGGUCCGACUACAGCCACCUGUCCUCCACCAGCAGUGAGCUUUCCGUUGAAGAGGCGCAGGACCCUUUCCUGGUCAGCAUCCACAUAAUCGCAGACCCAGGGGAGUCCCAGCCCCUGCAGGAGGCCAUCGACAAGGUCCUGGCGUGGAUCCACCCGAACCUCCCGCUGUUCAGGGUGUCCGAGAGGCGGGCAUGCAGGCGGCGGCGGAAGCCCCCCAAGGGCGCUCAGCCGGCGCUGGCGGUGGUGCUGUUCCUGCAGGAGGAGUACGGUGAAGAGCAGAUCCUGCAGCUGCACCGCACACUGCAGCAGCCGCCCUGGCGCCACCACCAUACCGAGCGUGUGCACGGCCGGUUCCUGCCCUACCUGCCCUGCAGCCAGGACUUCUUCACACUGGCCCCUGGGACGCCGCUGUGGGCCAUCCGGCCAGUGCACUACGGCAAGGAAAUCGUGCGCUUCACUGUCUACUGUCGCCACGACAACUACGCCGACAGCCUCAGGUUCUACGAGCUGAUUCUCCGGAGGAGCCCCAGCCAGAAGAAAGCGGACUUCUGCAUCUUCCCUAUUUUCUCCAAUCUGGAUGUGGACAUCCAGUUCUCCCUGAAAAGACUGCCCUGUGACCAGAGCCCGGUGCCCACCGACUCGUCCGUGCUGGAGUUCCGAGUGAGGGACAUCGGCGAGCUCGUGCCUCUCCUGCCCAACCCUUGCAGCCCCAUCAGCGAGGGGCGCUGGCAGACAGAGGACCACGAUGGGAACAAGAUCCUCCUACAGGCACACAGGGUGCAUAAGAAGUUUCCUAAACCUGGCAGAGUGCAUCAUUCCUCCCAGAAGAAACGUCAUUCCACUCCUUUGCCGAGCACUGCUGUACCAACCCAUACACCUGGCAGCAGCCAGCAAUCCCCGCUCAACAGUCCUCACCCGGGGCCCAUCCGGACGGGCCUGCCUCCUGGGCACCAGCAGGAAUUUGCCGGACGAGCCAACAGCACCCCCAACCCUCCCUGGUCUUUCCAGAGAAGCAAGUCCUUGUUUUGUUUGCCCACGGGAGGCCCCUCCCCGGCCUCCUCAGCUGAACCACAGUGGUUUUCAAACACAGGUGCCCCAGGGCACAGGGCAUCAGAGUGGAGGCAUGGCCACCUCCUCUCCAUCGAUGACCUAGAGGGGGCCCAGGAGACAGAUGUGGACACAGGCCUGCGGCUCUCCUCCUCGGACCUGUCUGUGGUCUCUGCAUAUUCUGCACCCAGUAGAUUCUGCAGCACAGUGGAGACACCCCUCCCCUCCGAAAGAUGCAGCAGCCACUGGGCAGCUCACAAGGAUUCCAGGGAGGGACCACUGCCCGCUGUCAGCAAGGUGACCACAGAGACCUCCUGGGCUUCCCUCCCUUUCUUCACCAAAAGGUCUUCCAGCUCCUCAGCGUCAGCUGGUGCUGCUCCCCCAGCUCCCAGCACUUCCACCCUCACAGACUCCUCCCCACAGCUCCCAUGCGAUACCCCCAAAGUCAAGCAGACUGAUGGAGAUGUGCCACCACCCCCAGGGUCGGCUGGCCCCGGGGAUAAUGACAUGGAGGAAUUCUACAUCUGAAUGCCCUCUGCUCUUGUUCUCAAAACACACAAACUCAGACACACAGACUCAGGCCACACUGCCCCUCUGGCUGCUGAGCGCACCGCAUUCUUCAUGAUCCAUUUCCCAGGAGCUGUAGCACAUUUGCCUACCACCCACUUUUAUCUGGGGGGGUGGUGUAUCUCUAGGGACACAGCAGAAAAAUACUGGCAUUUUUAUGCAAAUAAAUUCUCAACAAACUUGUCAUAAAAUAUAUUUUUUGAAUAUUCAGCAUUUGAGAUAUGGUUUAGAGGGUUUAUACAAUUUAAAUGGCUUAUAUAAUUAUUUGAAAUGAAAAGAAAACCUAGUCAGCCAGAACCAAUUUGGCCAUUUUUCCAUGGUAUGAAGGAAAAUCAAUUAAGGCCAAAAUAUUGAAUGUGGGAGAGAUACUAAGUGACUUGUAUGAGGCAUUACUGCAUAAUAACGUAACGCACACCUUACUGGAUUCUCCAUAUAUAUUUACAUUACCAGAGAACAGUGGCCCUAGGGAUGUUUAAGCACUGCUUAUAGUGGAAAAAGUCAGCUUGAGAAGUAAACAUAUAUCAGACUACAGGUAAUUCCUCACCUUGAAGCCGUGCAGCACCUAAAACUCUGGAUUUAUACAAAAGUUGCUAAUGUGUUUUAUAAAGAUUUAGCAUGAGUAACAGACUCUUGGUGCAUUUAAAAUAUGUGAAUUCCAGAAAGUAGAUUUGCAUACACCUUUUCAACAGCACAUUUCACUGGAAUGGAUGAAGGGCUUCAGAAGACCGCUCCACUACCUGAAUUUAUUUGGAUCACUGAGGAAGAGCAUUUGUUGGGAUUACAGAAUUACAGGCCAUUAGACAUCAUGGGCAGGUAGGCUUAACAUUCUUCAACUUUCAGAAACCACAGUCUAAGGGCUAUAUUCAAAUGACAGAGCCACACCGUCUACUGCUUUCUACAGUGACCAUGCUGGGUCACACAUCCUGUGUUUCUCGUUUUUCAGUGAUUCGGAACAUUUUAGCCAGCAUUUUGAUUGCACAGAUUAAUAAUACUGUUCUCCCCCAAACGGGAAACUGUACAUGAAACGCUCUCCUGAACAAACACCAGUGCACUGCCAGCCUCACAUGACUGCAUGGGAGCUUUAAUUAACACUGGAGCUGGAGCCCAACGACCUUGGCUUUUCCUGCCUGUUAUCUGCUACUGUCACAGUGCGAAUGGCAUUUGAAUCUCACCUCCCUCUCACCCCAGUAAGGGUAUGUUUGUUUACAGCUCCAACCUCAGCAAUGCCAAAGGCUGGCAUCGGGGGCAGUGCCAAGCUGUCCCUGGAUACUAUUUUACCUUUGAGGAAGAAGAGCAUGGGUUUGCCAAGCUCAAUUCCCAGGCUGGUGCUCCUUGAAUUAAUCAUGGCACAGUGUUCAUCUCUCUGGAAAUGCCCACGCCAGCCCAGACACAGCCUCAGAGUCCUUUCCAACACAACCCUCCAGGCAGCAGUUACCAACCAUCAGCCUUCAGCUGAAGCUUCAAGUCUUUGCCAUCCUUGUAAUGAGAGCCUUAGGUCUUGCCCCAAGCAUUCUGGAUUCUCCAACACUCAGAAUUGUAAUAUUGUGCUUUAAUUCAAAUUUUUAAAAAUAUAUAGUCUACUAAUUCAGGACAAGGGGUAAGCAAACUUUUUCUGAAAAGGGCUAGAUAAUAAGUAUUUUAGGCUUUGCCAGUCAUAUGGUCUCUGUUGAAGCUACUCAACUCUGCCACUGUAGUUUGAAAGCAGCUAUGGGUAAUACGUUAUUGAACGGGAGUGACUGAGUUCCAAUAAAGUUUUAUUAUUUAUUUAUUUAUUUUGAGACGGGGUCUUGCUCUGUUGCCCAUGCUGGAGUGCAAUGGCACAAUCUCAGCUCACUGCAACCUCUGCCUACUGAGUUCAAGCAAUUCUCCUGCCUCAGCCUCCCAAGUAGCUGCGAGUACAGGUGCACACCACCAUGCCCUGCUAAUUUUUUGUAUUUUUAGUAGAGAUGGAAUUUCACCAUGUUGGCCAGGCUGGUCUCGAACUCCUGACUUUGUGAUCCGCCCACCUUGGCCUCCCAAAGUACUGGGAUUACAGGCAUGAGCCACUGUUCCCAGCCAAUAAAACUUUAUUUACAAGAACAGCUGGUGGGCCAGAUUUGGCCCAAGGGUCAUAGCUUAUUAUCCCUUGAGCCAGUCUGCUGCCUGAGGUUGAUUCAACAUUCCCAGCUCCAGUCAACAACAAAAAUUCUAAGUCUCCCGCCCACUGCUGCUGUGGUGUGUCAUGCCAAGAAAAUGGGCUACUCAGGUCAGACCAAUGACUACAGAACCACAGGGCUCAGAACAGGAAAGAGCUGCUUUCUGCAGAGCUGAUUCCUGGAAAGCCACCAGCACUCCACCUCCUGCCCAGAAAUGUGAUUCAGUCAAUAGCUGAUGAUGAAAAGCAACCUGCAAACAACAUUAGGGAGAAGGAGAAAAAUAAUUCAGAGGUGAUGAUACUGCCUCCCAUGAACAGGGAAGCAAGUUCAUCAGUAGCAAAAGUCAGUGAGGCAAAAAAAAAAAAAAAGGGGCUAACGGCCGAGGGCUAGCUCCUUCUCCCUAAUCAGUGUCCUUAUUUCAGUAUGCUCACAUGCUCACCUAGGACUGCUUUAGAGUGCAACUCUGGCCCCCACCCUUUCCCAAUGACCCGCCCUCAUCACAGUCCAGUCUACCAAACUGAGUGACCCCAAAGGACAUCAUAGACAGCAUUUGAAAGCAAGAAAUGCAGAAUGUUCCCACAGCAUCAGGUGAGCAGGGAGAGGACACCUACUGCAGACUGCAUGGAAAUGGCAGUCCCUCCACGGAGAGGGACUCACAGGAACACAUUUACCAAAGCCUUCCCUUCCAUUUCUGGCCGUUCCAAUAGCAUCUUUCUCGUCCGGAAGGGCUCCCAAUACUCUCUGGAGGAUCCUGACUCAUUUGGAGUAUUAUCCUUGUAAAAGAUGCUGGCACAUUGUAGGUGCUCAAUAAAUGUGUUCAAUUGAAAGAUA